This is a messenger RNA of Acanthochromis polyacanthus (spiny chromis), 824 nucleotides long. RefSeq names its product essential MCU regulator, mitochondrial-like. Gene Ontology annotation, biological process: mitochondrial calcium ion homeostasis; calcium import into the mitochondrion. Gene Ontology annotation, cellular component: uniplex complex; mitochondrial inner membrane. Lineage: Eukaryota; Metazoa; Chordata; Actinopteri; Pomacentridae. The record is from RefSeq and is a predicted model, not a curated record.
CACGUCACGCCCCUAUAAGUCAUCCCCCUUUCCACCCAGGAUAUCACAUAUACUGGAAAAAUGGCGACCAGUUUACUGCGGCUCCCGCUGCGACUUUCUAGCAGAAAUACGGGGAUAAUGACCCGUAACCCCGGCUUGAAAACAUCAAACAUAUCCAGGACGACUCAAAGCAGGACCGCAGUAUCCACGCCGUCUGGAGCAAUCCUACCGAAACCGGAGCAGACGCCUUUCGGUCUUAUCCGCAUGACAGUAGUGGUGGUGCCCUUCCUUUAUGUGGGAACUCUGAUCAGCAAGAACUUUGCUGCUCUCUUGGAGGCCGACAUCUUUGUCCCUGAGGAUGACGAUGAUGACGAUUGAGCUCACUUUGGAAAAUAAAUGGUAAAGUCAAAGUGUACAUUAGUCACACCUUAUUUAAUGUUUACCCAUCACUUCUUGGACCUUCUGUGCACAAUCUUAGCCUGUGUAGAGGGUGUGUCAGCUGCAUGUUAAAGGGUGCAGGUUGUUGCAUGCUUGCAGUGAUGACAACUGGUAAACACAACUUUUUUUCUCUCUAAAAUUUACAUCCACAGGGUGCUUCACAUGUUGACUGAGAGCAUACCAGCUGGCACAUGGAAGAUUGGGAAGAUGGGGCACUUUGACUUCCAAAUACACCCCUCUACCUCCACCCAUCUCCUUCCUCUCUCCUGAUAUUUAUCUUGUUUUCACUUAAAGAUUAUAUCAGAAAUAUCAUAUCCUGUGAGGUAUCAAACUACUUUUUGCCUUCACUCUUGUUUGCAUGUUUGUGUAUCUACUCAAUAAACAGAGUCGAUUACAUGUGGACAACA